This is a messenger RNA of Lodderomyces theae, 1581 nucleotides long. RefSeq names its product chaperonin-containing T-complex subunit (gene CCT2). Gene Ontology annotation, biological process: protein folding. The transcript has a single exon. The record is from RefSeq and is a predicted model, not a curated record. Gene Ontology annotation, molecular function: ATP binding; ATP hydrolysis activity; ATP-dependent protein folding chaperone. NCBI's taxonomy places the organism in Eukaryota, Fungi, Ascomycota, Pichiomycetes, Serinales, Debaryomycetaceae. Bases 1 to 1581 code for a protein of 526 amino acids. Gene Ontology annotation, cellular component: cytosol; chaperonin-containing T-complex.
AUGUCAGUUCAGAUAUUUAAAGACCAAGUUGAAGAAGACAGGGCUGAAAAUGCUCGUUUAUCUGCCUUUGUUGGUGCAAUUGCUGUUGGUGAUUUGGUCAAGACUACUUUGGGCCCCAAGGGAAUGGAUAAAUUGUUACAGAGUGCAAGUAAUCCAGAUCACUCGAUUGUCACCAAUGACGGGGCCACCAUUUUGAAAUCUAUUCCAUUUGAGAAUCCAGCAGCAAAAGUAUUGGUUAAUAUAUCCAAAGUGCAGGAUGAUGAAGUUGGAGAUGGAACUACUUCAGUUACAGUUCUUAGUGCAGAAUUAUUACGUGAAAGUGAGAAAUUAAUUGACCAGAAAAUCCAUCCACAAACUAUUAUUGAAGGUUUUAGAAUAGCUAGAAAACACGCAAUUGAUGCGUUGGAUAAAAAUGCUGUCAAUAAUGGGUUGGAUCCAGCAAAAUUUAGAUUGGAUUUGUUGAAUAUCGCCAAAACCACUUUGUCUUCGAAAAUUUUGUCACAAGACAAACAACAAUUUGCGACUUUGGCCGUUGAUGCCAUUUUAAGAUUGAAAGGAUCGACUAAUUUGAGCCACAUUCAAAUCAUAAAAAAAGUUGGAGGUAAAUUAUCCGAUUCGUAUUUGGAUGAAGGUUUUAUCUUGGAAAAGAAAUUUGGUGUUGGACAACCCAAAAAAGUUGAAAAUGCCAAAAUACUUAUAGCUAAUACAUCGAUGGAUACCGAUAAAGUGAAAAUUUUUGGAGCUAAAUUUAAAGUUGACUCAACAUCUAAAUUGGCCGAAUUGGAAAAAGCAGAAAAAGUGAAAAUGAAAGCCAAGGUCGAUAAAAUCAAAAACUAUGAUAUCAAUGUUUUCAUCAACCGUCAAUUGAUUUAUGAUUACCCUGAACAAUUGUUUACAGAUUCCAAAAUCAAUACCAUCGAACAUGCCGACUUUGAUGGAGUUGAGAGAUUGGCUUUAGUUACUGGUGGUGAUGUUGUUAGUACAUUUGAUAACCCAACCACUACAAAAUUGGGUCAUUGUGAUACCAUUGAAGAAAUAUUGAUUGGAGAAGAUCCAUUCUUGAGGUUUUCUGGAGUUGCAGCAGGGGAAGCAUGUACAAUCGUAUUGCGUGGUGCCACUGAUCAUGUCUUGGAAGAGGCCGAGCGUUCAUUGCAUGAUGCAUUAUCAGUAUUGUCACAAACAACAAAGGAUACCAAAACUGUGUUGGGUGGAGGUUGUGCCGAAAUGCUCAUGGCAAAAGCAGUUGAUGAGGCAGCAGCCAACGAGACUGGCAAAAAGGCACUUGCAAUUGAAGCUUACAGUCGAGCAUUGAGGCAACUACCUAUCAUUUUGGCAGAUAAUGCCGGAUACGAUUCAAGUGAUCUCGUCACUAAAUUGAGAUCUGCUAUAUAUAAUGGCAUCUCAACGUCUGGUUUGAAUUUGAAUGAAGGCACCGUUGCAGAUAUGAGAGAAUUGGGUGUUGUAGAGAGUUACAAGUUAAAGAAAGCGGUUGUAAAUUCGGCAACCGAAGCUGCAGAGGUUCUUUUGCGUGUGGACAACAUUAUCCGUGCCAAGCCUCGUACCGCCGAUAGAAACCACUAG